AUGGAUUUUUUCAUGAAACUUGCCAAAAGUGACGUCGGCCAGAUGGCGAUGAACACAGUCCGACAAAACGUGGAGGAUAAAAUCAAAGAAUACGCGGAUGCUCAACAUAAAGCAGCUGGUUCAACGUCUCAAGCCAGCAAUCCACAGGCACAAUCGAUGUGGCCGGGACCUGUGGAUAAAACCUUGAAAUUUUCUAUCAACUCAAAGCUUUCUACGAACUUUUCACAAGCUACAUAUGGUGAUGGAUAUGCACUUGUCUACACACCAAACAACUAUGUUGUUUAUUUCAAUAAGAAUGCAUCUUACAUUGACGAUCUGGAAUAUUUGUGGAAAGAAUUUGACGAAUCCAUCACACAUCUGAACAAUCCUAUCAACGUCAUUAAUGAUUUGGUACCGGUUAUGCUGAGAGAAAAGGAAUUACAAUCCGAGUGCUCAGCAGUAUAUUUUGCGAUUUUUUCUGGAUUUUCAAAUUAUGUUAAGGAGGAGAAAAAGAAAGAAGGAGAUGGCUUCUCAAUGUCAAAACUAAAUAGAAGAGGUGAUACUCCCGUUCAUGUUGCCGCUCGAUUUGCAUCUCUUAGUUUACUUCAAAUGGUCUGGGACAAAUAUUUCGAUCCAUUGACAAUGAAUCAUAAUGGUCAGACAAUUUUGCAAGUUGCACGUCAUCGUCCAGAAAUUGUAAAGUACAUCAACAGUCAUGUUACCGGAGAAGUAUGCGACAAAAUGAUCAUAACCGCAGAAACUCAUCCCAAGCCCGAAACUCCCGAUUACCCGCGAUCUUUUGAGAAAAUUCUAGAAUACUCAAUCAAAAAUAACUUGCCACAUUGCUUAUUGUCACCGGCAGAUGUUCUCAACAAAUCAUCAUUUUCACUGAGAGAUCUUGAAUCAGUGCUGAGAAUUCUCUACGUGCAAGACUCGGACUUUUUGGGGAGACUUUUGAACUCGAAGAAUGUGUUUCACACAUUUGACAAUUUCGUGAAAGAUCACCAAAAGUUGAUGCUCAGUUUUGCCAAAGCUGAAAUGAUAAACGCUCAAGAUUUGAACGGACUCACACCAAUGCAUUAUAUAGCAAAAAAUGGAAACCUAAGCACAAUCAUACUUCUUUGGUCGCACGGCGCGAAUGUUAAUAUGCUUGAUAACAAAGGAAUGUCUCCAAUGGAUUAUGCUCUUGAAAGAGAUGACGUCGAUAUUGUAAAAGCAUUUCUGGCGUUUGAUGGACAUUCCACCGACCGAAUUUUGAAAGCUGCACUAAAUUCCAGACGUAAAUGUGCAGAAGUUCUGCAAAAACACUUCAAAGCACUUGAAGAAGGAAAAGAGAAAAAUAUUAAAUACAAUCUGGAAAACCCUUCUCAUCGUCGUUGCCAAAACUUCCCGCCAUUGACCAAGAAAGAUUCAGUCAUUUUGUCUAUUGACGGAGGUGGUAUGAAAGGAAUUCUGGCUCUUCAGCUUUUGAAGGAGAUCGAAAAGGUUGUUGGAAAUAAAUUCUUGCGCUGGUUCAAUCAUAUCGGUGGAACAUCAACUGGAUCAAUGAUCACUCUUGGAUUGGUCAAGUACGGAAAUAUUGACCAUGUCAUCAGACAAUAUUUCAGAAUGAAAGAUGAUAUUUUCAUUGGAUCCAGACCAUACUCUGGCGAAGGUCUGGAAAAUGCUCUUCUAAAUGAAUUUGGAAGAGAUACGCUCCAGCAACUCGGUGAGAAGAAUGGUAUUCGCAUCAGUAUCCCGGUUGCUCGAGUCGAUAUCAGCCCUCCGCUACUCUACAUGUUCCGCAGUUAUAACAUCAGAGACCCGUCAUUUGAUCAAGCUGGCAUGAAGCCUGUCUGGGCAGCUGCAAAAGUUGUUAGGGCUUCUUCAGCGGCGCCAUCAUUCUUCCCACCUGUUGAUGGAAAGUUUAUGGACGGAGGACUAAUCGCUAAUAAUCCAGCUGUUGACAUUCUUACUGAUUGUCAACGCCUGGAAUAUGAGAGAAACGAGCGUAAUGUGUCAAAGAUCAUGGUUUCAAUUGGAACUGGGUCGAUGCAAAAGAAAAUUGAGAAUGUUGACUUGAUGAAGCCAACAACAAUGGGUGGAAUUGUGAACACGUUCAACCAGAUUCUUCACUUAAAAGACGUCUUUAUUGAGCAGCUCACAGCAGCUGAUGGAGUAACCGUCGAACGGGCUCGUUGGAUGGCUGAAGCCAUGGGAAUGGCUUUCUUCCGUUUCACUCCAAACCUUGAAUUCCCAGUUGCUAUUGACGAGAAGGAUGAUAGUGCGUUGCUGGAUGCAAUGCUCGCUGUCAAGUAUGAAGCUGUCGCAAUGCGAAAUGAGAUGUACAUGCUUUCUUCGAUUCUCAAAUAAUUUGAGCCCUCUCGCAGAUAUUCAAUAAUCUAUUAGUUUUGCUUUUCUCAUAUGUGAGAAUACACAUAAGUUCAUAAUUUUGUAUACAUUCUAAGUCUCAGUUGUGAAAAAUCAUUCCGUCAUAAUACAUAGAAGUCUAUUUGAACCGAGUAAAUAUUUUUUCAAGC
Molecule: messenger RNA, 2498 nt
Organism: Caenorhabditis elegans
Lineage: Eukaryota; Metazoa; Nematoda; Chromadorea; Rhabditida; Rhabditidae
Gene: C45B2.6
Product: phospholipase A2
Biological process (GO): lipid catabolic process; lipid metabolic process
Molecular function (GO): hydrolase activity; A2-type glycerophospholipase activity
Source: RefSeq, marked reviewed